Molecule: messenger RNA, 2528 nt
Organism: Columba livia (rock pigeon)
Lineage: Eukaryota; Metazoa; Chordata; Aves; Columbiformes; Columbidae
Product: tripartite motif-containing protein 6
Exons: 7
Coding region: 207-1928 (573 amino acids)
Molecular function (GO): zinc ion binding
Source: RefSeq, a predicted model, not a curated record
CCGCUUCAGCCCGGCUGGGCUGUUCGCCCUUCGCAGCCGAACUGCCGAUGUCGCCGCGGGUCUGUGCGGCCGGGGCGGGCGGAGGGGAGGGCUGAGCGGCCCUGGCAGGGGGAGGAGGCAGCAGCUCCUGCCCGCGGAGCCGCGCCUUGGCUUUCGGUUUCUGUUCCCCGCGGCGCGGCCCCGUUCGCAGCCUGGCCCCGGGCGCCAUGACCCGCCCGACCGCUCUGGCCGGGCUGGCGGAGGAGCUGACCUGUCCCAUCUGCCUGGACAUUUACAGCACCCCCGUGUCCCUGAGCUGCGGCCACAGCUUCUGCAAGCAGUGCGUCCAGCAGUCCCGCCAGCUUCGCCCGCAGGGCCCGUUCCGCUGCCCGCUGUGCCACUCCCAGGCGGACCCCGCCGCGGAGCUGCAGCCCAACGUCCAGCUCCGCAGCAUCGUGGAGAAGUUCCUGGAUGCUCCCACGCAGGAGAAGAAGGAAAACGGUGAAAUGGAAAGUGAAGAUGAGGACAAAAGUUCGGGCCCAGAAGAUGGGGUGAUUCUUUGCGAUUCGUGCCUCCAGGACCCCCAGCCAGCCGUGAAGACCUGCUUGACCUGUGAGGCUUCCCUGUGCCAAGCCCACCUGAGCAAGCACAGAACAAAGACCCACCUGAAAGACCAUGUCCUGGUAGAGCCCUGUGACGCCCAGGUUUUGGCAGAGAGAAGAUGCCACCAGCACAGCAAACUGCUGGAGUGCUACUGCAAGACGGACUCGGUCUGCAUCUGCGUGAUGUGCUGUGUCACCAGCUCCCACAAGAACCACGAGAUCAUCCCUUUGGAGGAGGCAUUUGGCCAAGUGCAGAAAGCUUUUCCUGAAACCCUGAAAGCACUGCAAGAGCGUGAAGCUGUGCUGAAUCAAAGCAUAACAAACCUGCUGAACCAAGAGGACGAAGUAGAGGCUGAGGAGAGCCUGCGGAGGAAUUGGCUGGAGAGCCUCUUUGAACAGAUGCAGCUGCAGCUAGAGAACACAAAAGCAGAGGUCCUGAGAGCUCUCAGGCAAAACGAGGAGCAACAGCUUUCUAAGAUUCAGACGCAGAUACAAAAACACCAAGAGGAGAAGGAUGCAGCCAGCCGUGACAUACAGGAGCUGAAUGUUCUGAAACAUCAGAAAGACAUGCUUCUUUUUACCAAGGCUUUUGAAGCAAUUCGCACCAGGUCCCUGGUGAGCACUCAAAGGAUGGCUGAGCUUAGAUAUCCUGAGUCGUCCCCCAGUUCGCGUUGCCUUCAGCUUGCAAGAAGCAAAUGCCGUAGGAGGCGAAACAUGCAGAAACGCAACGCAGUUCCGACGACAGCUGGUGUGACACUGCCAACGCCACCCAUUAUUUUGGAUGAAUUAACAACAGACACUAAUCUAAGGCUUUUCCAGCAAUUCCUCUCAGACAUGAACGCCUCAUUUAAAGAACCACCUGUUUGUGAACAUCUGACUGUUUCAGUAAGACAACUAAACGGAUUUAACAGCAAUGUCACCAGAGUCUGUGCACCCCCAUCCACCCCUUAUGCCUUUACAAAUAACCAGAGGGCCAGAGAACAAGUGCAGAGCAACCAGAGCUUCUCAGGGGGCCGUCACUUUUGGGAGGUGGACACCAGCAAUGCAACUGGCUGGAAGCUUGGAAUUGUUCAACAGUCCGUUGAGUGCUACCUGCAAACGUUUGUGGAUCGCCUCCGUGUGUUCAAAGGUCAAACAAUGAUUGCAGACAAGGGCUGUCCUGUGGCCCUCAAAGUGGUCAGGGUAGAGCUAGACUGCAGGAGGAAUGUGCUGUCCUUUUACAAUGCCUCUGUCAAGGAUGGAGAUCCUGCUGAGAGCCUCAGGCUUGUAGAAAUGCUAAGCAUCCCUUCGAGCUAUCCUGCCUAUGCUAUCUUCUACACAUCUGGUGGCUAUCUGCAGCUCCUGUAGUGAUGUGAGGACAAGGUGCUGGUUUGUAAUUCCAGGCCUAGGUAUCGGGACUGCUGCUGUGCGGAAGCUGUGCUAAGCUGGCGCAUCAGAAAUUGGGUUUUGGGCUGCUGUGAUGGUUCAUGAGUCUGAGGGCAAGGCCUCUGUGGGGCAUCUCGCAGCACACUGCUGCUUGCUGCAAGAGCUCCUUUCUUCUUUGUUCUGUUAAUCAUGAUAGAAAGACUGUUAAGAUGUGCUUUUUUCAUCGACUGUAUCAGAUGCUGUGCAGGUUAUUCAAGUAAUUUAGUUUGCAAAACUCAAUGGCAAUUUAGUUUAUAAAAAAGGUGACUAUCUUUGCUCUAAUGCAUAGGCUUUUACCUCUGCUCUCCUCCAGCUGUUACGCACAACCUAAGCCAUCCAUUGCAGAAGCAAAGCUGGCCUAGGAGGCGAGUAGAGACAUGGCAAUAAUACACCUGGUUUCCCUUGUUCUCUGCUUCUGUCCUCUCCUGUGAGCUCUCUGAUAGAUCACUUACCUACUUCUUCCCUCAAUUUUGAUUUUCUCCUCACCUAUGCAAAAAUGUCACAGCAAAGGAAGUAAUAAAGAGGAAAACUCCUGUGCCUUUA